GUGUGAACAAAAGGUCUGAGAUUGAAAGGAAGGAACACUUCAUAAAAGUCUAUUCUCACGUGACCAGAGAUAAAGCGUAUUACUUCCUCUCCUUCUGAAGAAAAGGUGCAUCGCUGCAAUAGCCAAAAUGAUUAAAAGUGUUGCACUUUGUUCGUUAUAUUUUUUGUUAUUCGUUCCAAAUUAUCAAUCUAUCUUGAGAUACUGCACAGCUCAUGGCAAAAAUUACACCGAGUGUGGUUUAAUGUACUGGACUGGAUGGAACGAUUGCACGGGAGGUCAUGGAAUGCAACCAAAAGAAUGCACAAUUGGGUACGAAAAACGGCAAAAAGCCGUGUGUUGUCCUAGAAACAGCUCAACUGAGACAACAGAUGAAACUUUCCUUGCGUGCAAAAUAAAUUGCAAUAUGACGGAUGAUGACUUCGAGGAACUGAGGCUUCUUACAACUACAGUUCCACCUACAACGCACAGAGUACCUGGACUAUCUCAUUCAACAACUGGGACCACUUCACGUCCAGGAACUCAGCGGACACGAACAAUUACGGUGGUCCAAGGAGGAACUCUUCACUCUGUUAGUAAUGGAACGACGAAUACAGACAACACCAAGUCAGGUUUAUCCACCGAAGAAAUCGCCAUUAUAGCGGCGGCAGGAGUAGCAGCCCUUGCCUGUCUCGCCUGUUUUCUGAUUGCUUUACUGUGUAAACGAAACAAGAGAAAAAAGGUUGAGCCCGAAGAAAACCCAAACAUAAGUGGAAGUGCACCUGCAUCAACGGCAGCUCCUUCUUUCGUGAAAUCUUGAGAUUAAAAAAUGCCGAAAACGAAAAGUGAUGGAAAUUAUCUAUCACUAUUCAUGUGUACAAUGUUAUUGAUUAGAUUUGUUAUUUUGUGAAUAAACAACGUACUUCAGUAUCUAAACUGCAAA
Magallana angulata is the source of this 919-nucleotide messenger RNA. RefSeq lists its product as uncharacterized. The record is from RefSeq and is a predicted model, not a curated record. Lineage: Eukaryota; Metazoa; Mollusca; Bivalvia; Ostreida; Ostreidae. The coding region runs from base 128 to 796 and encodes 222 amino acids. The transcript has 5 exons.